AUGAGGGACCGGUGCAAAGAGGAUCAGGCAGCGGACAAAAGUGGAGACCUUAGGACCUCUGGAGGUCAGGUGAUAUCGGCUAGAAAUAAUCCAGAUCCUUGGGAGAGGUUGGACUUCUACUUCUUCUACUCUGGAGUGACCCGCGGGGAGAGGCGGCGGACUGGGGUGGAUUUGCUUGUUGCCCCCAACUCAGUUGUCUUGUCGUCAGUCGAUGCAAGGCAAAGUGAAGCAUCGGCACAUUUUGCAUCACCACCUUCAGGAGAAAAAAAAAUUGACCUCAUAGCACAAGCCUGGCUUCUGCUACUGCUGCUUUCAGCCAUCUGUAAUGCUUACCCUGUAGAUAAGUAUGGUGCAGAUGAUGUAUUAGAAAACCCUGAGAAGGAGGACAUCACAACAACUAUCCUCAGAAUGAACAAUGGAUCUACAGACAUGCUGCUAGAAGGAGACAUCCUUGUUCCAAAAACCAGGACUGCCAUGAAGUGCCUUAAUAAGCAAUAUAGCUGUUUCUGGCCAAAGAUUUCAAACGGGAAAGUGGGAGUCCCUUUUGUUAUAAGUAACACUGUGGAUGACACCGAGAAGAGUAAGAUUCUCCUUGCCAGGAAGGGCUUUGAGGGUAAUACUUGCAUCCGCUUCGUUCCUUACAGAGCAGAGAAGGCGUACCUCAGUAUUGAGCCAAAGUAUGGCUGUUUCUCUUUGAUGGGUCGUGUUGGAGACAAGCAGUUGGUGCCUCUUCAGAGGUCUGGUUGUAUGAAUAAUGGCAUCAUCCAACAUGAGCUGCUCCACGCUCUGGGUUUCUACCACGAACACACUUGCAACGACCUUGACCAAUAUGUCAGAAUCAACUGGGAAAACGUCCAAGAUUAUUUUUUGCACAACUUCAAAAAGAUGGACACAGAUAAUUUCAGCCCAUAUGACUACUCAUCUGUGAUGCAAUAUGGAAAAACUGCCUUUGGAAAGAAAGGGGCAGAAACCAUCACUCCUAUUCCUGACUCCAACGUUCCCACUGGCCAAAAGCACAGCAUGUCUGACACUGACAUUCUCCGGGUCAACAAGCUCUACAAAUGCUGA
This is a messenger RNA of Girardinichthys multiradiatus, 1068 nucleotides long. RefSeq names its product low choriolytic enzyme-like. The record is from RefSeq and is a predicted model, not a curated record. Lineage: Eukaryota; Metazoa; Chordata; Actinopteri; Cyprinodontiformes; Goodeidae. The coding region runs from base 1 to 1068 and encodes 355 amino acids. Gene Ontology annotation, biological process: proteolysis. Gene Ontology annotation, molecular function: zinc ion binding; metalloendopeptidase activity. The transcript is spliced from 9 exons.